Messenger RNA from Racocetra persica, 231 nucleotides. NCBI's taxonomy places the organism in Eukaryota, Fungi, Glomeromycota, Glomeromycetes, Diversisporales, Gigasporaceae. The record is from the annotation of a GenBank genome assembly.
UCAAAAUGGUUGCGGUCACAUUUAGAAGAACAAGCGCCAUCGAUAUUCUCUAAAAGUUACACUUUCUCUGAAAAUGAUAAGCAAACCAAGUUCAAAAAUUAUGUCAAGCAUAAAUCUCAGAAAGAAGUAAUAUGCGUUGAUAUUGAUCCAACACAUCAGGAGAUUGAUAUUGAUGAAUUGAAACGCCAGUUUAUGCACGCUGUACUUGAAUGGAUUGAUGAGGAAAAUGAG